Molecule: messenger RNA, 1815 nt
Organism: Alligator sinensis (Chinese alligator)
Lineage: Eukaryota; Metazoa; Chordata; Crocodylia; Alligatoridae
Gene: TTLL2
Product: tubulin tyrosine ligase like 2
Exons: 2
Biological process (GO): protein polyglutamylation; microtubule cytoskeleton organization
Cellular component (GO): cilium
Molecular function (GO): tubulin-glutamic acid ligase activity; tubulin binding
Source: RefSeq, a predicted model, not a curated record
AUGACAAAGACCAUAAAACACUGAGUCCGAAGUAAGGGCUGUACAAUGGCAGAGGACCACAACACAAAAGACACCUUGAAACCCCUGGUGUUCCGUCUCCACGAGAGCGUUCCUAAAGUGGUCCGUGAAGUCUUAAUGGAACGUGGCUGGAGAGAAUUUGAUGAACAAGAGCAGGACAAAUCAGACUGGAAUCUAUACUGGCGGAACACCCCUUUCCAUGUGACAGACCACCGUAACAUUAAACCCUGGCAGAGGCUCAAUCACUAUCCAGAAACAGUCAAGAUCACAAGGAAAGACUAUCUGGCAAGAAACCUUAAACGUAUGAAAGGAAUUUAUGGAUCAGCACUGUAUGAAUUUAGUCCAGUGGCAUUCAUUAUGCCAAACGACUAUGUCAAGUUUAUAGCAGAAUAUAGCAAGGAGAGAGAAUCCCAAGGCAGAAAGUCAAGCUACUGGAUUUGCAAACCUGUGAAUCUGUCUCGAGGAAGGGGGAUACUCAUUUUCCAGGACAUUAAGGAUCUCAUAUAUGAUUGUGUGGUCAUUGUGCAGAAGUAUAUUAGUAACCCUUUGCUUAUUUCUGGGUACAAAUGGGAUCUCCGCCUGUAUGUUUGUGUCACUAGUUUUUGCCCCCUCACCAUUUACACUUAUGAAGAAGGACUGGUGAGGUUUGCCACAGAAAAGUUUGACCUCAGUUAUCUAGACAAUGUAUACGCCCAUCUGACAAACACCAGCAUCAAUAAGUUUGGGCCCGCGUAUAAAAAAGAUAAAGUAGGGAUUGGCCGUGGUUGCAAAUGGACAUUCAGCAAAUGCCGUUCUUACCUACGCAGCCGUGGCGUAGACGACCUACUUUUGUGGCAAAGAAUCAACAACAUUGUGACACUGACCCUUCUUGCUAUCACCCCUUCUGUACCAUUGACUCACAAUUGCUUUGAGCUCUUUGGGUUUGAUAUUCUGAUAGAUGACAAAUUCAAACCAUGGCUUUUAGAAGUGAACUGCAGCCCAGCCUUACAUUUAGACUGCUCCAUUGAUGCAACAGUGAAAAAAGGACUUCUCCAUGAUGUCAUUGAAUUACUAAACUACAAACAAAUUGACACCCUGAGACAAAGUAAAGGAGCCAGGACUAAAGCAUCCUGUGCUAGUAAGUCACAGGUCUCCUUGAGUAUUCACAGUAAAAGUGCAACUGAUUCUGCCCCACAUUUCCUUGCUUCUAGGCAACCACAGACUGAAUGCACUGUCGCUUCUCCUGUACAAUCUCUCUUGGAAGUUGCAGGAAGAUCAUUUAGUGAAGAGGCCAUAGUGACUAGGAAAGCAGCCAGAGUACAUCCAAGGAAAACGCUGACCUCACAGCUCCGGGAGAGGAUGAACACGCCAAAAAUAUCUUUCCCCUCCAGAGCUGCAUCUAAUAGCAAACCAGUACUAGGAACUUUACAUCAUGUGCCUGUGCCUGUGCCUGGCCAAUCCACCCAAUGGCUGCCCAUUGAGUUAUAUAAAAACAAAUUAAGCAUCCCUCCUUAUUUUCUCACAGAUCAAGACAAGAAGCCCUUUCCUCGAAUAGGUGAUUUUGUCCUUAUAUUCCCUUUCAAUGAUGCUGCACUUCAAGCUUCCAGAAAUGGAAUAGAUGUAAAAGGCAUCAUACAAGAAAUACACAAAUUAAUGACUGAACAGUUGUCCCGGGGAAUACAAAAAGUAAAGGAGAGAAAAGAUUAUUUAACUAUUAAAAAAUGUCUAUAAGCUACAACACAAUGAAAGAGUCAGAUUAUAAACAGUACCAAGGGGUACUGAGAUACUAACCUGGUUGUUUAGUUUUAAAAGGACAGG